Molecule: messenger RNA, 1905 nt
Organism: Microcebus murinus (gray mouse lemur)
Lineage: Eukaryota; Metazoa; Chordata; Mammalia; Primates; Cheirogaleidae
Source: RefSeq, a predicted model, not a curated record
AGCUGCCUGGCCACAGCGCUCAGGCCCGGGCUGAGGAACCAUGUCUCCAUCCCCGUCCGCGCUCUUCUGCCUCGGGCUGUGUCUGGGGCAGGUGCGAGCACGGAGCGGAGCACUCCCCAAGCCCACCCUGCAGGCCGUGCCCAGCCCCCUGGUGCCCCUGGAGAAGCCGGUGACCAUCCGGUGCCACGGGCCUCCGGGCGUGGAUCUGUACCGCCUGGAGAAGCUGCGGUCGGGCAAGUACCAGGACCAGGCCCACCUCUUCAUCCCGGCCAUGAGGAGAGAGCACGCCGGCCUCUACCGCUGCUCCUACCAGAACGCCAGCCGCUGGUCCCCGCCCAGCGACCAGCUGGAGCUGGUGGCUACUGGAGUUUACAACAAGCCUUCACUCUCAGCCCAGCCCAGCCCGGCAGUGUCCCCAGGAGGGGACGUGACCCUACAGUGUCAGACUCCCUAUGGCUUUGACCAAUUUGCUCUGUACAAGGAGGGGGACCCUGAGCCCUACAAGAAUCCCGAGAUGUGGUACCGGGCCAGUUUCCCCAUCGUCACCGUGACUGCUGCCCACAGCGGGACGUACCGAUGCUACAGCUUUUCCAGCUCAAACCCGUACGAGUGGUCAGCCCCCAGCGACCCCCUGGAGCUCGUGGUCACAGGAGCCUCUGUGACCCCUGGCCAGUCACCAACAGGACCACCUUCUUCUGUAACAGAGUCCGCUUCGGCUACGAGUCGUCUUGACGUCUCACCCACGAGCAAAGCCUCCACAACCGAGGCUUCUGGGAAUAUCACCUCCAGUCCUGAGGAGUCGGACUCUCCAAUUGCCCCUGCCCGGCAGCACUACACCAAGGGCAACCUGGUGCGGUUAUGCCUUGGCGCUGUGAUCCUCCUCCUCCUGGCGGGGCUUCUGGCAGAGGAUUGGCACAGCCGGAGGAGACCCCCGCUGCACAGGGUCCGCGCCCUGCAGAGGCCACUGCCACCCCUCCCCCAGACCCAGAGGUCUCACGGCUGUCUGGAUGGAGGUCGACCAGAUGCUCGUCACCAGGGGCUGCGUUCCUAACCCUCAGCGCUCCAGGCAUGGCGGGACCAAGAGAUGGAUACGGAUGUGUGUGGAGCGGGCGGAGUGUGAGGGAGGAGGGCAGGGGCUCUGGCCGUGGAAAGGCCGGGUAUAGGGCCUCUUCCUGGGGCUCCAUCAAAGAGCUGUUGAGUCGGCGUCUAUUUGGCCCUCUGUCCAAGAAUUCCCUCCCACGGGGGCUGGCAGGAAUCCGGAGGCCUAAGUCUCCUCGCUGACGUCUUGCACAGUGUGGAUCUGUGGUCCCCGACUGGGCCACACUGGCCUCUUUCCUCCUCCCUCUCUGUGGGCUCCACACUGAUCACCGACAUUCCCAGCCCUCGAGGCUGACCCUGUCCCUUCCUCUGUGCGGACCCCGCCUAUGCAUCCCCCUUGGCCCUCUGUGCUCGUCUGUCAUCCCCAAGUCUACUCCGCACCCUCACCCCGCCUUAGGCUGCAGCCGGGCACAUCUUUUGGUUUUUGGGACAGGCCUGGUCCCUUGUGGCAGCUGGUUGUGCUAUUGCCUUUUGUGUGAAAUGACAGCUGUACCAACACGGCAAUGGCUGCCCUUCACAUCAGGAAAAGAGCAGGAAGUCCCAGCCUUGUGCUAAAGGCCAGAGCAGGUGAAUCCUAGAGGGGAAGCAGAUGGCGGUUGCCAGGCCCAGGGAGACCCAGGGGUGAAGAAUAACUUAGUCAGCACAGGGUGUGUUUUAGGCUGAUGAAAAUGUUGUGAUACUAGACAGAGGUGAUGAUUGUGAGACAUUGGGAUUGUAUUGUGCUAAAUGUCAACAAAGUGUUCCCUUCAAAAUGGUUAAUUUUAUGUUAUAUGAAUUUCAUCUUUAUAAAAAUUAAAAGAAAUUGAA